AUGGCCGAGAAGUGCGACUGCCUGGCCAGCAUGUACGGCUACGACCUGGGCUGCCGCUUCGUGAACUUUCGCCCGCUGGGCUUCGGGGCCAACGGGCUGGUGCUGUCAGCUCUGGACAGCCGCAGCUGCCGGAAGGUGGCCGUGAAGAAGCUGACGCUGGGCGACGCGCGCAGCAUGAAGCACGCCUUCCGUGAGAUCAAGAUCAUCCGCCGCCUGGACCACGAGAACAUUGUCAAGGUCUACGAGGUGCUGGGCCCCAAGGGCGCCAACCUGCGGGGGGACUUCUUCAAGUUCAACAUGGUGUACAUCGUGCAGGAGUACAUGGAGACGGACCUGGCGCGGCUGCUGGAGCAGGGCAAGCUGGCCGAGGAGCACGCCAAGCUCUUCAUGUACCAGCUGCUGCGUGGGCUCAAGUACAUCCACUCGGCCAACGUCCUGCACCGCGACCUCAAACCCGCCAACAUCUUCAUCAGCACGGAGGACCUGGUGCUGAAGAUCGGUGACUUCGGCCUGGCCAGGAUUGUGGACCAGCACUACUCACACAAGGGUUACCUCUCUGAAGGCUUGGUGACCAAGUGGUACCGCUCCCCCCGUCUCCUCCUGUCGCCCAACAACUACACCAAAGCCAUCGACAUGUGGGCAGCUGGCUGCAUCCUGGCUGAGAUGCUCACCGGGAGGAUGCUUUUUGCUGGGGGCCACGAGCUGGAGCAGAUGCAGCUGAUUCUGGAGACCAUCCCUGUGAUCCACCAGGAGGACAAAGAGGAGCUGCUCAAGGUGAUGCCCAUGUUCAUCAACAGCACUUGGGAAGUGCGGAAGCCGCUGCGCAAGCUGCUGCCCGAGGUGGACAGUCAAGCUAUUGAUUUUCUGGAGAAGAUCCUGACGUUUAACCCCAUGGAUCGACUGACGGCCGAGAUGGGCCUGCAGCACCCCUACAUGAGCCCAUACUCCUGUCCUGAGGACGAGCCGGUGUCCCAGCACCCGUUCCGCAUCGAGGAUGAGAUCGAUGACAUCCUGCUGAUGGAGGCCAACCAGAGCCAGAUGUCCAACUGGGACAGGUACAGUAGCAGGUACCACAUCAGCCUCUCCUCCGACCUGGACUGGAGACACGACAAGCACCACGACAUGGACGAGGUGCAGCGGGAUCCCCGCGCGGGCUCCGAGUCCGCAGCGGAGGAAGCGCAGGUGGACCCGCGGAAAUACUCGCAGAGCAGCUCCGAGAGGUUCUUGGAGCUGUCCCACUCGUCCAUGGACCGAGUGUUCGAUGCUGAUUGUGGGAGGUCCUGUGAUUACAAAGUGGGAUCACCCUCCUACUUGGACAAACUGCUGUGGAGGGACAGUAAGCCCCACCACUACUCAGAGCCCAAGCUGAUAUUGGAUUUAUCCCAUUGGAAAAGGGCAACCAUAGCCCCCACAGCGGAGCUGUCGCUGGAAGAGGAGCCAUCCAACCUCUUCCUGGAGAUUGCCCAGUGGGUGAAGAGCACGCAGGUGGGGCUGGAGUGCCCCGGGUCCCUCCCAGAGAUGCAGGAGCGGAGCCUGCCCUCCUCUCCUCACCGCCUGCGCAAGGAACCCGCCGAGGUGAGCAGCGAGACCGACCCCGAGUUCAACUUGGAUGUCUUCAUCUCCAGGGCGCUGAAACUUUGCACAAAACCCGAGGACCUUCCGGACAACAAGCUCAACGAGAUCAACGGGGCCUGCAUCUCGGAGCACCCCGGGGACAUGGUGCAGGCUGAGGUGUACCAGAAGGACCGGUGGUGA
Messenger RNA from Cinclus cinclus, 1755 nucleotides. It is a transcript of the gene MAPK4, whose product is annotated as mitogen-activated protein kinase 4. Gene Ontology annotation, biological process: intracellular signal transduction; protein phosphorylation; cell surface receptor signaling pathway. Gene Ontology annotation, molecular function: MAP kinase activity; ATP binding. The coding region runs from base 1 to 1755 and encodes 584 amino acids. Lineage: Eukaryota; Metazoa; Chordata; Aves; Passeriformes; Cinclidae. Gene Ontology annotation, cellular component: nucleus; cytoplasm. The record is from RefSeq and is a predicted model, not a curated record. The transcript is spliced from 5 exons.